AUGGCCGAGGUCUCCGAGGAAUCCGCCGCCGCAAUCCCGGCGCAUGGAUGCAGCUCGCAACCGCUCUCGUUCCCACCCCAGCCGCCGGAUAUCAAGAACUGGUUCUCGAUCUACGAGUAUGAGUCACCGGAGUUACCGGAGCUGCCUGGUGGCGGCCAUGGCGGCGAUAGCAGCAUCGAGACCCAGGAUCCAUUGGAGAACAUCCAGGUAGGCUUGGCCGGGCAUUCGUUCUUGGAAUGCACCGCUCAUGAUGAUGAUGAUGAUGGUGACGCUGUUUUGAGCAUUAACCAAUUCGGAGGACGCCGAUACGAGCGUGAGGUUUCUGACACAAGAGAUCUGAUCCCCACUGGUAGCAGGAGCACCGUGGAGCGUGGCGGGAAGAGGAAGCAAAACUUGCGGAGCUUGUUCGGAGAUGGUUUUCUUGACAGUGUCAGCAAGUCUUGUGGAACUGAAAGUCACGCGGUGUUGCCUGUGCAAAGAAAUGAGGCCUUGGCUCCGCCAGAUUGCAACGCAAUGUGCUUGCCUGAUGAUACUCAAGAAGGCGCAAUCGAAAACCUCGAACUGGUGGUGGGCUAUAAUGGCAUCGAUUCAGCUGAUACUCAAGAUGGUUCCCAGGGUGGUCAGGAGACAGAGCACAGCAGACUGUCAAUUGGUGAUACUAUUAGUUUGAGUUCAUCUCAUACUGAAAAGGGUACCCCAAAAGAUGGUAAUAAUGAGCACAGCAAACUGUUAGCUCAUUGUACGGGUACAAGCAUAGAUCACAGAGAAAGCCAGUUCCAAGAAGAUGGCAUGGAGAACAGCGUGCGACCCAUCAAUUGUAAUGGCAUCAUCAUAUCUGACACACAUGAAAACUCUACAGGGGAAGAAAUUUGUCGUGGCAACAGCACAAAGGGUGAUAAAGAGCAGGAAGAAACAUCUGCAGCUGAUGGUUUUGUGGCCAUCAGGAGGAAGAAGAAGAAACCGGAACAAGAAACGAAGACGAACAGAACCCUUAAGCCCCCAAUGAAAAGAGAGAAUGCAAGAUCGCAAGAGAAGCACGACAUUGUGAAACAGAAGGGGCGCAAUGGUAGAAGCCUCUUGGCAGACAAGACUAAUGUUUCAGAGCCAGAAGUAACAGCUGCUAUAUCAGCAGAGCUCCGUGGGAAAUGGAAGUGCCCUCGCAAAGGAAAGCCCUAUGUUGGUCCUCCCCUGAAACAGCUGUGGUUGGAACAAUGGGUGCACCGGGGGGAUUGAAACAUAUGCGUUCUUCACGUUGAAGUGAUCCUGUUGCAUGUUUCAGUUUUGGUAUUUUGGCACAGCCUGUUGUAAGAGUGCAUGCUUUUUUCUUGCUUCGAUGCUUAUCAUCCUGUUAUCCAUUGCACUACUAGGUUAAA
Oryza brachyantha (malo sina) is the source of this 1373-nucleotide messenger RNA. RefSeq lists its product as uncharacterized. The record is from RefSeq and is a predicted model, not a curated record. The coding region runs from base 1 to 1233 and encodes 410 amino acids. NCBI's taxonomy places the organism in Eukaryota, Viridiplantae, Streptophyta, Magnoliopsida, Poales, Poaceae. The transcript is spliced from 4 exons.